Stegastes partitus (bicolor damselfish) is the source of this 1239-nucleotide messenger RNA. RefSeq names its product coenzyme Q10B (gene coq10b). NCBI's taxonomy places the organism in Eukaryota, Metazoa, Chordata, Actinopteri, Pomacentridae. The record is from RefSeq and is a predicted model, not a curated record. Gene Ontology annotation, biological process: cellular respiration. Gene Ontology annotation, molecular function: ubiquinone binding. Gene Ontology annotation, cellular component: mitochondrion. The coding region runs from base 15 to 731 and encodes 238 amino acids. The transcript has 5 exons.
GCAGAAGAAGGAAGAUGGCGAGAGGCGGCCGGAGCUUGCAAAGAGUAGCCGAGUGUCUCAGAGGGCUACCGACCACCGCCAGCCGGGAAGCACCGAGCAGGAGCAACGUCCGAUACCUGUCGUCAUGUGGGAUCCUCAUGACUCGAGUUCCUCCUCUGCUGAGCGGCGCCAUGUCGGGACGCACCGUCGCUCUACCGGCUCGCAGCUUCUUCAACCUGGCCGACUCCUUCUCCAAGAGGAAGGAGUACUCAGAGCGACGCAUCCUCGGGUAUUCCAUGCAUGAGAUCUACGACGUGGUGGCCGGCGUGGAAAACUACCGCCUCUUUGUUCCCUGGUGCAAGAAGUCUGACGUGGUGUUCAAGCGAUCCGGAUUCUGCAAGGCCAAGCUGACCGUGGGCUUUCCCCCCGUGGUGGAGAACUACACCUCCCUGGUCACGACAGUGCGCCCCCACCUGGUCAAGGCGUCCUGCUCAGACGGGAAGCUCUUCAACCACCUGGAGACGGUGUGGCGGUUCAGCCCUGGACUUCCUGGUUACCCUCGAACCUGCACCGUGGACUUUGCUAUCUCCUUCGAGUUCCGCUCCCUGCUCCACUCCCAGCUCGCUCACGUCUUCUUCGACGAGGUGGUGAAGCAGAUGGUGUCGGCGUUUGAACGUCGCGCCGCCAAGGUCUACGGAGCGGAGACGCCGAUCCCUCAAGAGCUGAUGUUCCACGAGGUUCACCACACGUAGCGACAGCAGACACGCCAGCAGACACGAUGCCAAAGACUGACGUGCUCUAACUGACAGCUGCCUUUCUCACAUCACCCAACUCCUCCUGCCGCAGAGCGUCGACCUGUCGGCGCUCACCGACUGAUCAGACUGUCUGAGGCUGACGAGAACCGGAGCUCUCAGACUCAUUUUAGCAGCAACAGGCUGAAACAGGCAAACACAGAGUUUAUUCACAGGGUUAGAACGUCUAGUUCUCUACUAGAAACUUAUCUCCAGCUAACAGACACAUGAAGAUGUUCAGUUUACGUCACAUUUGACCGAAGCAGCCAGUAAAUCCUCCUGGAACCACAGAAGGUUCAUUAUUGGUUUUAAAAAGUUACUGAACAUCCUAAUUGAUUAAUAAACAGCAGUUUUAAAUAAUUAUUGAGGCUUUAACAUUUGCUGGUUCUCGAUUCUCACACAGGAGGAUUCGGUGCUUUUCUUUGUCAAGUCUGAUGUAGAAUUAAAAAUUUGGCAGUUUUAGACUAAA